AUGGUUGGGCAACAAUAUCCUCGCCAACCAUCCGCCUCGCCACCCCCGGUCUUCUCUUACCCGCCACUUUCCUUCUCCGACGCCCAUCGACCUAGCUACGGCCAAAUGCCGGUCUAUCACACCGUUCCUAGUUCCUACAGCGACAUAUCCUUCACAGACUACGGUGAACCAAUCCCCAGUGUGGAGGACGGCUCGCCAAGGACAGGCAACUUGUAUCGAUGGCUUCUCGAGUUUUGGACCUGGUAG
Messenger RNA from Penicillium hordei, 246 nucleotides. RefSeq lists its product as uncharacterized. The record is from RefSeq and is a predicted model, not a curated record. The transcript has a single exon. Bases 1 to 246 code for a protein of 81 amino acids. NCBI's taxonomy places the organism in Eukaryota, Fungi, Ascomycota, Eurotiomycetes, Eurotiales, Aspergillaceae.